Exophiala oligosperma is the source of this 375-nucleotide messenger RNA. RefSeq lists its product as uncharacterized. The coding region runs from base 1 to 375 and encodes 124 amino acids. The record is from RefSeq and is a predicted model, not a curated record. Gene Ontology annotation, molecular function: heme binding; iron ion binding; oxidoreductase activity, acting on paired donors, with incorporation or reduction of molecular oxygen. The transcript has a single exon. NCBI's taxonomy places the organism in Eukaryota, Fungi, Ascomycota, Eurotiomycetes, Chaetothyriales, Herpotrichiellaceae.
AUGACGAGUACGGCACGGCCGUUCGGUGUGGACCCAAAAGCCUCCUUCACUUCUCCGACCGCGUGGAAAGAAAUAUUCGGACCCAGAAAAAGCGGACGGCGGUCAUUCGACAAGGACUUGAGAUUCCACAGGGUCCCGACCACCAAAGCCUGCAGUAUCGUCAGAGCUGAUGGCGAGGAUCACUCUCGCCACCGCCGAACACUGCCCCACGUCUUUUCCGAGCGAGCGCUCUGGGGCCAAGAAGACAUUCUCACACACUACAUUGACCUCUUUAUCCAAAACCUCCGGGACAAGGCAGCCGCCGACGGAAAGGUCGACAUGGUCAACAUGGUCAAAUGGUACAACUUCACCACUUUCGACAUCAUUGGCGACUAG